UAUGGGCGUAUGUAGACAUGGCAAGACUGGCUCCGUCGUUUGGACAUCUAGUCUUCAUUUUAUCCUUGCUACAGGUAUCUGUCGUUUGUCAGACUCCGGACAACGUCAACAGCCUAUUGACAAAUCUGUUCGCCAACUACAACAACAAGAUCCGCCCCGUGAAUGACCAAUCUCUGCCCAUUGUCCUGGACGUCAGCAUGUUCCUCUUCAGUGUCAAUGCGGUGGAUGAGGUCAACGAAAAGUUGGUCACAACCGGUUUUCUUGGCCUGACGUGGACAGAUGAUCUUUUGCAGUGGGACCCUACCCUUCAAAAUGAAAUAUUCAUCAUUUUCCUUCCCCAGAAGGAUAUUUGGAAGCCAGACUUGGUUCUUAAAAAUGGCUUUAAGAAGUUAACGGAGAUGGGAGGAGAUUUCUACUUUCUUUCGAUUUCAAACUUUGGCGAUGUCUACUGGUAUCCGUAUGAAGUGUUCGAAACUCGUUGCUCCAUUGAUAUUACUUACUUUCCUUACGACAAGCAAACAUGCAAUGUUACAUUCAUUGUCUGGAGUUAUUCCGCCGAUGAAGUCAUCAUUACGAAAUCGUCUGGUGGAAUAGAUUUUUAUGAAUACGAGGAAAAUAGUGUUUGGACAAUAGUAUCCACUGAUUCUGACAUAAAAAAGGAUUCUUAUGAAUCAGAAAUAACCUUCACUAUCACCUUGCAACGAAAACCUCGAUAUUACGUCAUGAAUAUGAUUCUUCCUGUCGUCUGCUUAGGACUUUUGAGUCUGUUGGUUUUUAUCGUACCUGCUGAUGCCGGAGAAAAAAUGUCGUACUCCGUGACUGUGUUUUUAGCGUUUGCGGUAUUUCUGACCAUCAUCAGCGCUGAAUUACCUGUAAAUUCAGAGAGCACAUCGAUUUUGAGUUUCUAUCUUGUACUUCAAUUGAUGAUAGGUGCCUUGGUUCUGAUCAUUUCAUCAAUACAACUGCGAUUGCAUUACAGGAAGAGUAGCCGAGGUAUGUCAAAAUUCUUUGUAGCCAUUGUUAGAAUCGAUCAGUUCUUGAGGUGUGUUAAAAGAUACCGUCUUUGUUGCAAAAAGGAUGUUACCACUGUUGAAAAUUUUGACAAAAAUGAAGAGGAACAGUCGACGGAAUUGGAAGCUGCCAUAGAAUGGAGUGAUGUGACGAAUGCCAUCGACUUUCUCUGUUUCUGGUUCUUACUUCUUGUGAAUGUCGGAUUAACAAUGUUCCUAUUCUUGUAUAUCACUGGGUCAUAA
Ostrea edulis (European flat oyster) is the source of this 1253-nucleotide messenger RNA. Its product is annotated as neuronal acetylcholine receptor subunit alpha-6-like. Bases 18 to 1253 code for a protein of 411 amino acids. The transcript has 2 exons. Gene Ontology annotation, biological process: signal transduction; monoatomic ion transmembrane transport; regulation of membrane potential. The record is from RefSeq and is a predicted model, not a curated record. NCBI's taxonomy places the organism in Eukaryota, Metazoa, Mollusca, Bivalvia, Ostreida, Ostreidae. Gene Ontology annotation, cellular component: neuron projection; synapse; membrane. Gene Ontology annotation, molecular function: neurotransmitter receptor activity; extracellular ligand-gated monoatomic ion channel activity; transmembrane signaling receptor activity.